GUUUCACAAACGCCUCCACCAACAUACCCGCCUCCAAUAUCACCGCCGAAAUCUUAUUCUUCACCAUCUCCGAAACAGUAUGUCGAUGAUGAUUAUGAAUCAUAUGAUUAUGUCCCCUCGCAAAAUCAAGGAUCAUAUGAUUCGAGAGAUACGAGAGAUAGGCCUUUUCCACAAAGACCGUACAAUAAUAAUCAUCCUAUGCCUCCAAGGCGUGGUUCGUCAGUUCGUGAAAUGACAAAUCGUUUUCAGUUAAUGAACGAGGAGAGAAAACCCAUAUCUCAUUCAACACGGCAAGCGACAUUGCCAACAUCAGGACGUGUUAAUGAAAUUACGACUCGAUUUGUUUCGCCUAUAAGAAGACUGAAGCAACCAGGAUUCCAAGACUUCGAACAGGAAGAGAGAAAUGUGGAACCUAGGUGUAGUGAUAGGAUUAAUAAAGAACAAGGGGUACCAUUCAAGCGAAGUAAAAAUAAGCAUGGAUAUCUGUCCUCAUAG
Funneliformis caledonium is the source of this 495-nucleotide messenger RNA. The record is from the annotation of a GenBank genome assembly. Lineage: Eukaryota; Fungi; Glomeromycota; Glomeromycetes; Glomerales; Glomeraceae.